AUGCAACUAACUGGUAAGAGCGAACCAAACACGAUUAAACAAUUACUUGCUGAGGCCGAAGGAGAGGUGUUAAAGGGAAAAAUGAAAAAGAGCGUUGUUGAUGAGGUAUCGUCGAGGGAUAAUUACAAAGUAGAUAGAAGAUGGACCGAUGGACCGAUGGUAAUAGAAUCAUCAGGGUGUGGAUGGAGGUGUGGGAACCGAGGGCGCCAGUCGUGCGUGGAGGGUUCUAUCUCCAUCUAUCCUUCACGACUCCAAUAUAGCACGUCCUCACCACCGCUCCUACAGAUUUAUAGUUCUAUGUUUGUAUAUCCGACUCCCUAG
Molecule: messenger RNA, 321 nt
Organism: Nezara viridula (southern green stink bug)
Lineage: Eukaryota; Metazoa; Arthropoda; Insecta; Hemiptera; Pentatomidae
Source: the annotation of a GenBank genome assembly